GGUUACUCCCGGUUGCAGAGUACGCCUACAACACGGCAACCCAACAGUCAAUUAAAGCAUCUCAGUCCGACGCGAACUAUGGGUUCGAGCCUGAUUCCAAAUGGCAAUCGCAAACAAGGAAGCUGGAUAAUGUUAAUGUUUCCAGCGCCGUACUAAAGUUCAAGUGGAAAGCUCUUUGGAAAACUAUGAGGACUGAUAUUUUUAAGGCACAGGCCCGGCAGAAGAAAUGGUAUGACUAG
Morchella sextelata is the source of this 239-nucleotide messenger RNA. RefSeq lists its product as uncharacterized. NCBI's taxonomy places the organism in Eukaryota, Fungi, Ascomycota, Pezizomycetes, Pezizales, Morchellaceae. The transcript has a single exon. The record is from RefSeq and is a predicted model, not a curated record. The annotation marks the transcript as partial.